AUGAGAAACUCGAGAUGGUGCUUCGUUAGUGGCUCAAGUCCGCCGUUUAGACCAAAAGGCAUUAAAUUGUUCAUCCCCACCACGCACUUGCACGGAUUUUGGUCCUUCUCGCCUCUAGUUCCUCCGGGAGGAGUGAAAGGAACAUUAGGUCCUGUCGAGGUUCAUAUGUUGCCUGCCUUGUUUGACUGA
Pochonia chlamydosporia 170 is the source of this 189-nucleotide messenger RNA. RefSeq lists its product as hypothetical. The transcript has a single exon. Lineage: Eukaryota; Fungi; Ascomycota; Sordariomycetes; Hypocreales; Clavicipitaceae. Bases 1 to 189 code for a protein of 62 amino acids. The record is from RefSeq and is a predicted model, not a curated record.